GCCAUCAGGGUUUUGGCGUCUAGUUUACCAAAAUUGACGUGCAAAUCUAUCGGAUAUUUUCUAUACUGAGACUUGCACGUUAUAGCAUCUAUUGUCGAUUCUGGAUAUCUGGAUAAAGCGCCGUGCCUCUUUAGGGCUACAUUCUUGAUGGCUUCUGCAAGUGACAUGCACGUGGAGCAGAACGUUGCCUACUACCUUUCACCAGUCGGUCUUAUCAAAAUUCAAGCGUCUGCAAAGGGCAUCACAUCUCUUAAAAUUGUCAAAGACAAGAGCCACGCCCACAGCUUAAUAGAGGAACACAGACUCGAGACUCUGCACAACUGCACAAAUCCGAGUCACAACAAGAAACUGGAUGAGGCAUUGAAAUGGCUCGAGGAGUAUUUCUGUAGACCGGAAGAGCUUAGGAAAGAUGGAUGCCGAAGGUUGCCUCCACUUGAUUUGCCGAUGGGAGGCAACUUUGUGAGGAAAGUGUGGUUGACGCUUGCAGACCACGUGCCACUUGGUCGCACGACAACUUAUGGUGAGCUUGCCCAGUUGGCUGGACGUCCUGCAGCUUCUCGUGCCGCUGGUCAAGCCAUGAGGACAAAUCCGGUAUCGAUUAUUGUGCCUUGUCAUCGAGUGUUGCCGAAGAGUGGAGGAGUGGGGAGAUACAGUGGAGGAGAAGGGAGUGUCACAAAACAGUGGCUUUUAGAUCACGAGAGGGUGUGUGGUGAUAUGAAACAUGCUAAAUGAGUAGCAUGUGACUCGAUAGUCUGGCAUCAUGACUAUGCUAAAACUGGUUAUUAAUUUUAUUAAUUAGAAUGGUAGCA
This is a messenger RNA of Corticium candelabrum, 809 nucleotides long. RefSeq names its product methylated-DNA--protein-cysteine methyltransferase-like. Gene Ontology annotation, cellular component: nucleus. Gene Ontology annotation, molecular function: methylated-DNA-[protein]-cysteine S-methyltransferase activity. Lineage: Eukaryota; Metazoa; Porifera; Homoscleromorpha; Homosclerophorida; Plakinidae. The coding region runs from base 148 to 732 and encodes 194 amino acids. The record is from RefSeq and is a predicted model, not a curated record. The transcript has a single exon. Gene Ontology annotation, biological process: DNA repair.